Molecule: messenger RNA, 1761 nt
Organism: Spodoptera frugiperda (fall armyworm)
Lineage: Eukaryota; Metazoa; Arthropoda; Insecta; Lepidoptera; Noctuidae
Product: probable WRKY transcription factor protein 1
Exons: 7
Coding region: 497-1591 (364 amino acids)
Molecular function (GO): DNA binding
Source: RefSeq, a predicted model, not a curated record
GUUUUGAUAACCAGUUUACGCGUCGUCGUCGCGAGUUACGUUGGAAAUAACCAACCGUUUUUUUAACUAACUGAUGUACUGUUAUUUAUUAUUGAAAACAAUUUAGUGUUUGUGUUAAUUUUGUGAAAAUGCGGCGAAACAAUUCACAUCUUUGGAACUAUUUUGACAAGGAACCGAAUAGAAAAUCGGCUAUAUGUCGAUAUUGUAAUAAGUCAUAUUCGUUUCAAUCUACUACGAGUAAUUUAAAGGGCCAUUUGAGGCAUUGUCAUCCAGAGGUUUAUAAAAGAAUCGAAUGGGCGCCCAAGACUGGCGAUAACGAAGAAAAGCACCAUAUUGGAGGUUCUUUGAAAGGAAGGCGCGGUAUAUAGCGACAUGCAAGAUUUGCUUCCAGGACUAUUCGUUUCGUAGUACUACGACCAAUCUUAAUUUCCAUUUGAAAAGGAAACAUGGCGUCAAUGCGCGCGCUAUUGAAAACGAUAGUGAGGCGGAGAAAGUUAUGUCAAGCGCUAAAAAGAGACGGGGCAAAGCAAUGACCUAUUACGACAUUGUGGGCCCUAACAAGACAGAGGCACAAUGCAAGCUGUGUGAGAAGAUAUUCUCCAUUGAAGCAUUUACAGAGAUACAGGAACACCUUGUUGAUUACCACGGUGAAAUGCCCACGGAUUACACUUGUAUGAAGAAACCGAAAGUUGUAUUAGGAAACUCGUUCAAUGAAAAGAAAGGAGCAGCGACAUGGAGCUUCUUUGACGUUUUGGAUUCUGAUAAAUUCGAGGCUCGAUGCAAGAUAUGUGAGAAAAAUAUUGAAUAUGAUUCCGUUGAAGACUUGAAGAAACAUGUUGAGGAUCACGGACAGAAUCCUCAAGACAGUGAUGAUGAGGAGCAGGUUUCAAAGUCGAGACAUUUUUCAGAGCUGUGGAAGUAUUUCAAGAAAUUAGAUAGGUCAAGCAAUUUUGCUCUCUGUCUGAUCUGUAAGAAUGUGUACAAUGCUCAGACCAUCAGCAACCUGAAGAAGCAUCUCGUGACUAAACAUCGUGAUGCCGAGGUCCCUGAGGAAGAUGAGAAGAAGUAUAUAGUAGCAUCGAAUGGACAGCUGUACGAGAUGGAAUCCGAGAAGGGGGAUGACAAUGACGACACUGAAGAUAAAGAUCCAAUUGAGAUGGACACGGUAUACCUCGAGGAUCUAGAAGACUUCAACACGUCCCGCCCCUCCUCCCCCACUCCCAGCCCACCAAAGAAGAAAGCAAAACCAAUAUUUCCCAAACCACAAUCGCCCGCAAAACCACGCAACGAACAGAUACUUAAUAACAGUCUCAAUAACGAAAAUAACAGAAAUAACGAUACAACACCAAGACGUAACUCAUAUAACACCAGCUUAGAUUACUUUGGCCAAUACGUUGUAUCGUUAUUGAAAGAGUUACCUAAAUCUGUCUCAAGUCAGUUACAAAAUGAGAUAAUUAAACAGAUUUUAACUAGUAAAGUGGCUUUAGAAUCUGAAGUAUCGAAUUGUAAAGUUAGUAUUAAUCAUAAUACGGACAACCAAACUAAUAUAACGGAACCUGUUAUGUAUAUUCAAACUAAAUCGAAUACCUAGUAUUUGUUAACUUGGUAACCACAACACUAUGUGUCACAGUGGUUAUUUUUUAAAAAGGAACUGUCAAAUCGUUUGUUUUUUUUAUUCGUUGUUAGUUUUUAAAAUAAGAACUGUAAAAAUUUUGAAUAAGAAUUGUAAAAAUUUGAAAUAAGAACUGUAAAAAUUUUAAA